This is a messenger RNA of Corticium candelabrum, 1076 nucleotides long. RefSeq lists its product as uncharacterized. The coding region runs from base 72 to 890 and encodes 272 amino acids. The record is from RefSeq and is a predicted model, not a curated record. NCBI's taxonomy places the organism in Eukaryota, Metazoa, Porifera, Homoscleromorpha, Homosclerophorida, Plakinidae. The transcript is spliced from 4 exons.
AUAUCAACUGCGCAAACACUCUCUAGACUUUGAAACCAGUCGCAGCGAUUAAGUGCUCCCUAUCUCUGUGUAUGAGUUCUGUAACAGAAAGCGACAAAGAGCCAAUUAUACUAGCAGGCCCCAACGAUGAUGCUUUGCAAGACUUUAGAAGAACGUUAACUGAUAUCGCUCCAGAGAUUCUACAGAAAGGGAGAAAUCUGCGGAUACUCGUAGGCAAGAAACUGUUUGAGGAAAAUUUGAAUUUAAGUCAUUGCAAAUGCUUCCUGGUGAUGCCACGUGCUAGUCGCACCCGUGUCUACAUAGAGGGUGACCGUACUAGCAUGUAUCAAGAGCUCAAACACAUGUGCUUGACAAGCGACGACAAAUGGGACAUCGAACGCGUUUUGAUUGUAUUGUAUCAAAACGAAGAAGUUGCACAAAAAGAUGAUCUGUAUGAUUAUCAGAAGAUCGACUUAUGGUGGGAUCCUGGACCCCAAAAAGAACUCGAGCAGUUUGCCACAGAAGACCACCUCUUCAGCCUCAAAAGUGCACUUAACUUGAAACAGAAAAACGUCAUUCGCAAAUUUUUAGGAUACAAAAAGAUUUCAAGCAGAGAAUCGGAAUACAGUAAUGAAACAAUAAAACAAAAGUUGGUUACUACAAUCUGGUGGCUUGCAUCGUUGGUUUGUCACUGUAUUACUUGGUUGCUGACAACUAUCUUCGGAACUACAAUCUGGCGACUUGCAUCGUUGGUUUGUCACUGUAUUACUUGGUUGCUGACAACUAGCUUCAGAACAACAGCUCACUGCUGCCUCACUUGGUUGCUAGACACCAAGCUAGUGAAAUUGAUCUGCUGCUGUUUUACGUGGUUGCUGGCUACUAAGCUGGUAAAGUUGUUCUUUCUUGGUUAACUCGGAUGCAGAAUACUAUUUUAGGAGCAAUGGUCAGCUGCUUUUAUACUUAGUUGAAGAACGUUGGUGACACUAACCUGCAGAUUUUUUACUUGGUUUCUGACAUUGACAAUAAUUGACUUGGUUGUACAACCUCCGCGUUUGCUGUUGUCAUGCCUGAAAAAGCUAGGUGGCUUAUUAGGCGAA